Jatropha curcas is the source of this 1620-nucleotide messenger RNA. RefSeq names its product Inositol monophosphatase family protein. Gene Ontology annotation, biological process: sulfate assimilation. Gene Ontology annotation, molecular function: 3'(2'),5'-bisphosphate nucleotidase activity. Lineage: Eukaryota; Viridiplantae; Streptophyta; Magnoliopsida; Malpighiales; Euphorbiaceae. The record is from RefSeq and is a predicted model, not a curated record.
GGGAUAAGGCCCAUUGUAGACCCGUGUGAAGGCCCACAAGCUGCAACAACAACGACCCAAAUCCUUCCAUCGCCAACCAGACCCAAUCCAUCUUCCAUUGAACAAACUGCCACUGCCAAGUGCCAACCGCCAACCAGUCGCAACCUCUUCUACAGCUGAGACCUUCAAAGCUUCUUUGACCCCCCACUACCAGUCUUCACCGUUCAAUCCUUUUCCCGCCAAUGGAUCUUCUCUACUCAGCAUCCCAGUUUUCCACCGUUCGAUGCCUUCGCCUUCAUCUUCAUCUUCAUCAUUCUUCCAAUACACCUCGUCGCAAGCGAUUCUUCCCUGUAAGGUCAAGCCUUCCAUUUCCGAAGCACGAAGCAAAGUACCACGGAGAGCUUGAAGCUGCAGUGGAUGUUGUAGAGAGGGCUUGUCGUCUUUGUGUCGACGUGAAAAGGUCUCUCUUCUCUACUGAAGGACGGGUACUUGAAAAGAACGACCAGACUCCAGUUACAAUUGCAGAUUUUGGAGUGCAGGCCUUAAUCAGCUUAGAGCUGAGUAAACAUUUUCCUUCUAUUCCCUUGGUAGCUGAAGAGGAUUCUAGUUUUUUACGCUCAAAUAAUCUGGUGGAUUCUGUGGUAAGUGUGAUUACUGAUAAAACAAGCUCCAAUGACAAACCACUGAAACAUGCUGAUGUCUUGGAAGCAAUUGACAGAGGGGGGAAGAAUGAUAUUGUCUAUGGAACAAGGCCUGCCACAUAUUGGGUGCUGGAUCCAAUAGAUGGCACUAAAGGUUUUGUCAAAGGAGACGACGCUCUAUAUGUGGUAGGUUUGGCUCUUGUAGUUGAAGGAGAGAUUGCAUUAGGUGUUAUGGGCUGCCCUAACUGGCCAAAGGAUAUUUCAUACAAAUCCACCACUGAGGUCCAGGAAUAUGAAAACAUGCCAUCUGGAUCAGGGAUCCUCAUGGUGGCUCAUGUUGGCUGUGGAGCAUGGACGAGGAAGCUAUUCGAUUUGCCGGGUAGAUCGGCCAAAAUUCCAAAUGGUUGGACUAGAUGCAUUGUCGACGGAUGUUACUUUGUGCCUGAAGCACGUUUCUGUAUUCCUGACAGUCAAACAUGGGAGUCAUUGCCUCUUUCAGCUUUAUUUGAUGCAACAAAUGAUGCUGACAGAGUUGGAGAGAAAGAAAUUCUUCUUUUAUCUGCGUGCUGUGGAAGUUUAUGCAAGUAUCUAAUGGUCGCUUCAGGUAGGGCAUCAGUCUUCAUUCAACGAGCAAGAACUCAGACAAUAAUCAAGGCUUGGGAUCAUGCUGUUGGUGUGAUAUGUGUGCAUGAAGCAGGGGGAAGGGUGACCGACUGGAAAGGCAACCAUCUUGAUUUUGCAGCAGAUCAAGUUGAACGGAGGAUUAUAUUUCCGUCAGGUGGUGUCCUUGUAUCUAAUAGCAACAUACAUAAUGAGAUAUUGCAGAUGAUUGCUUCCGGUUCACCAGUUGUUUAACAGUAGAAGAUAUCCAAUCUCCGGUAUUUUUUUUUUUUUUUUCCUUUAGCAGCAUUUGUUUAACAGAAAAAUCGAACAAAAAAAAAUUUCUCAUGUAUUGGAUUGUAUUUAAUUUAUUUGAGUCAAAUAGAAAUGAUUUGAAUCA